Phyllostomus discolor (pale spear-nosed bat) is the source of this 2240-nucleotide messenger RNA. RefSeq names its product hypoxanthine phosphoribosyltransferase 1 (gene HPRT1). Gene Ontology annotation, biological process: purine ribonucleoside salvage; IMP salvage; GMP salvage. Gene Ontology annotation, molecular function: magnesium ion binding; hypoxanthine phosphoribosyltransferase activity. Lineage: Eukaryota; Metazoa; Chordata; Mammalia; Chiroptera; Phyllostomidae. The record is from RefSeq and is a predicted model, not a curated record. The transcript is spliced from 9 exons. The coding region runs from base 162 to 887 and encodes 241 amino acids.
AGCUCCGAGCUGUGGUGACUAAGGCUGAGGAGAGCGGUGGCCAAACCGUUACGUUUUCCGGCUAGGCCCUUCCUCCUGCUGCGCCUCCGCCCACUUUUCGCCCGGGUGGCUGCUGCUUCUUCCUCCAGCACCCUUCAGUUGGCGCGCCUGCUGGCUCAGUUAUGGCGACUUCCAGCCCCAGUGUUGUGGUGAGCAGCUUGGCGCGCCUCCCCAGACCCGGGGGAGGCGCGGGGCCCGCAGUGCGGGCCUGGGCAGCGAUUGGUGAUGAUGAACCAGGUUAUGACCUAGAUUUAUUCUGUAUACCUAAGCAUUACACCGAGGUUUUGGAAAAGGUGUUUAUUCCACAUGGACUAAUUAUGGACAGGACCGAACGUCUUGCUCGAGAUGUGAUGAAGGAGAUGGGAGGCCAUCAUAUUGUAGCCCUCUGUGUGCUCAAGGGGGGCUAUAAAUUCUUUGCUGACCUGCUGGAUUACAUCAAAGCACUGAACAGAAAUAGUGAUAGAUCCAUUCCUAUGACUGUAGAUUUUAUCAGACUGAAAAGCUACUGUAAUGACCAGUCGACAGGGGACAUAAAAGUGAUUGGUGGAGAUGAUCUCUCAACUUUAACUGGAAAGAAUGUCUUGAUUGUUGAAGAUAUAAUUGACACUGGCAAAACAAUGCAAACCUUGCUUGCCUUGGUCAAGCAGUAUAAUCCGAAGAUGGUGAAGGUUGCAAGCUUGCUGGUAAAAAGGACCCCUCGAAGUGUUGGAUAUAGACCAGACUUUGUUGGAUUUGAAAUUCCAGACAAGUUUGUUGUAGGAUAUGCCCUUGACUAUAAUGAAUACUUCAGGGAUUUGAAUCAUGUUUGUGUUAUUAGUGAAACUGGAAAAGCAAAAUACAAAGCCUAAGAUGAGAGUUCAAGUUGAGUUUGGAAACAUCUGGAAUCCUAUUGAAAUCACCAGUAAAGUUAUCAAAUGUUCUAGUUCUGUGGCCAGCUGCUUAGUAGAGCUUGUUGCAUGUAUCUUCUAAGAAUUUUAUCUGUUUUGUAUUUUAGAAAUGUCAGUUGCUGCAUUCUUGAGCUCUUUAUUUGCACUAUGAGCCUAAAGACUAUCAGUUCCCUUUGGGUGGAUUGUUAUUUGACUUGUGAAUGAAAAAUCUCUUAAACCACACCACUAUUGAAUGGAAAUAUUGUAAUUGUAUCUGUAAGAAAAAAAUUAAAGAGAAGAUAUAUUAGUUUUUAAUAGGUAUUUUAAUUUUUAUAUAUUCAGGAAAGUACAGAAGCGAUUGAAUAUUGUUCAUUAUACCACUGUGUGUUGAGAAAAGUAAAAAGCAGUCAGAUUUUGUAUUAAUGAUCACAUCUAAGAGAUAUUGUUAUGGCAGAUAAACCAUAUGUUCUGGAAUUAUUUUAGUAGUGUUUCAGUAUCACUAACUGUAUUUUCCUGCUUGUUCAGAUUAUUUUCAGUGACUCUUUGUCAACAGUUCCUUUUAAAUACAAAUCAAUAAAUUAAAAAAAACUUUACCACCUUUUGAAUUCUUCAGUGUAAAAAUCCUUAAAAUAAAGGCUGUCUCUUUAAAAGAAACUAUGCAUACCUAUCACUUCUCUACAGAUUAACCUAGUAUAGUUUUCUUUUGGUUACUUUUUCCUUGUCUGUUAAGUUUUAGUAGCUAGUUUAACUGUAAUCUUUCCCAAGCAUGGCGAAUAAUGAUUAUCUGGUAGAAUGGAUUGGUGAAGCUAGUGAAAUUCUUACCCUCUCCAGAGAUGUUAAAUUUCAGACACAUGGUAUACUUUAUUACAUUUUACUAUGCUAAAAUAACAUGACUUUCUCUUGGAAUUCUGCUGGAAAUCGUUUGGAUUGCAAUCUCAUCUGCAUCGCAACAAUUUGUUUCCAGACAUGUACUAUCACCUUCUUUAGGUAGAUAAUACUUUAUUGACUAGAGAACAAGAACAACAAAACCUUUGUUUUCUGGGAGCAGGAAGAAAAGUUUUAAACCAAAAAAAAAAUUCCCCUGUUAAUUGUUUCUUUGUUUCAACUAAGGUGUGAACUAGCAAUCUUGUGAGCCAUCCAGUUAUAUUUAUGCCUUAAAUGUUUGUCGCAAUUCCCAGCAGCAAAGUAGGAAACUUUAAUAAUAGUUUGUUACAGUACUAGAACUUUCUAGUUUAUAAAAAUUUUUAUUUUUGUUAUCUGAUCUUCAUGACCCUGUGAGGUUGAAGUUGGUGUUACCACAUGGGAGUGUAGUAUCUAAGAUAACUCCUCAUUCCU